GUGCGUCAUGUGACCCGCCCUCAGUGUAUAAAUAGGGAGCGCUCUCGGCGUGCGGUGUAUCACUGACAGCUGAGCACUGAGGAGCACGGGCCAGGCAUGUCUUGUCAGCUGUCACUGGUGUGGAGCAUCCUCCUGCUGUGCCUCGCAUGCACAGUACAUUGUUCUCUGAAUUCCACUGAAAAUGAGAUCAAGGUAACAUUGUCUGGGGGAGGUGACCGUGUCUCCGUUGGUUUGGAAAAUGUCCAUGAAGUUGACUAUGAUGAGCAUGAAGAGGAAGACCUCUCGGGGUACUCUUUAGAAGAUUCUAUACGAGUACAAGCCGUGGUCAAGCCAGCUAAUGGGGAGGUGUCUGUCACAAAUGUGGAAAAGAAAAAGACUAAUAAAAAGAGAGGGGAAAAGAACAAGAAAAAGAAGAAAACCCUGUGCCAGACCACACACAAGAACUUCUGUGUUCAUGGAAAAUGUAGAUACCUAGCAAGCAUGCAAGAAGUCUCAUGCAAAUGUCAUGAAAACUACUUUGGAGAGAGAUGCACAGAACAAUACUUAAGAACGGGGACAUCAGACCCUAGUGAUAUGACUACAACAACGAUAUUGGCAGUUGUAGCAGUUCUACUGUCAACUAUUAGCAUUAUAGCCAUCAUCAUCAUUAUUGUUGUACACACAAGACGGAAAUAUUCUUCAUAUGAUUGUGAAGCAGAAGAGACAAAGCGAUUGGGACAAGAAAAUGGAAGUGAAGAUGUAUGACUGAUUUCAUUUUGGAAUUACAACCAAGCACUGCCACACCUCAAAACUGAAUGUGAAGAAAAAUUGCCUCUUAUUGUGUAAAUUUUUUUAAAAUAUUUAUUUAUUUUUAUUUUUUAAUGUUCAAAGUAAUAUUUUAUAAUAUAUU
Messenger RNA from Hyla sarda, 889 nucleotides. It is a transcript of the gene AREG, whose product is annotated as amphiregulin. The record is from RefSeq and is a predicted model, not a curated record. The transcript has 6 exons. Gene Ontology annotation, biological process: positive regulation of cell population proliferation; epidermal growth factor receptor signaling pathway; positive regulation of mitotic nuclear division. Lineage: Eukaryota; Metazoa; Chordata; Amphibia; Anura; Hylidae. The coding region runs from base 97 to 744 and encodes 215 amino acids.